AUGAAUAAUAAUUUUCUAUCAUAACUUCCAAUUGUUAAAGUCAAGAUAAUAAAAAAUAGCUAAAGGUUAUCAAGCACCUAUCAACUUGGUUUCAGUCUCCAUAGAUUCAAUCUGAUACAAAUAAUUAAGCCAUUUUAUUGUAAUAAAUAGGAUUAUUUGCAAAUUCCUUAAUUUUUGUAAACAACUAGUUUAUAUCUAAUAAUUCGUAAUUCAACAAUGCUGCUCUGUGGUGAUUGAGGAAAUGUAAUACUUAUUUUUCAUAGAUCAAGGCUUUAAAAGGAAGCUCUAGAAUAGAGAUUUUCCUUGAAAAAAGUAAGUGAUGGAAUAAAUUGCUUAGGAAGUUUUUGAGCAUGUUUCAAGAGAGAAUGAUUACUGA
Molecule: messenger RNA, 376 nt
Organism: Paramecium pentaurelia
Lineage: Eukaryota; Ciliophora; Oligohymenophorea; Peniculida; Parameciidae
Source: the annotation of a GenBank genome assembly